AUGAGCAUUUACAUUAAGAUUCUGGAAGAACUGCUGCGCUAUACCAAGGAGCAAUCGGUGCUGAAUCCGAAGGAGUGGAUGGCGCUGGCUGAUUGGUUAUUGAAGGACUACGAAUCGAAGCUUGUGCAUGCGGUAAACUUUGAAGGAUACGACGGCGAAGACGACGACAUCAAAUAUCAAUGGACGUACUUUGGCGCCCUGCUCUAUUCCGUUACCGUAUUUACUACGAUAGGAUACGGUCACAUAUGUCCGAAAACAAAACUCGGCCGAGCGGUGACCAUCGUGUACGCGAUGAUUGGCAUUCCACUGAUGCUGCUGUGUCUGGCCAACAUCGCGGACUCCUUGGCACAGCUGUUCACUUUCCUGUACUCGCGAGUUUGCUGCGCGUACUGCCGCUGGCAGAAGAACCGUAAGCGUUUCAAGAGGGCCGCCCUCGCUUAUCGCACUCACGCGCCCUCGGUUCGAGUGGUGCGUAGAAGUAAGAGGCAGCGCAGCUUCUUCUGCUUCUUACUAUACUCCUAA
Molecule: messenger RNA, 522 nt
Organism: Soboliphyme baturini
Lineage: Eukaryota; Metazoa; Nematoda; Enoplea; Dioctophymatida; Soboliphymatidae
Source: the annotation of a GenBank genome assembly